This is a messenger RNA of Scheffersomyces coipomensis, 738 nucleotides long. RefSeq names its product phosphatidylinositol N-acetylglucosaminyltransferase. Bases 1 to 738 code for a protein of 245 amino acids. NCBI's taxonomy places the organism in Eukaryota, Fungi, Ascomycota, Pichiomycetes, Serinales, Debaryomycetaceae. The transcript has a single exon. Gene Ontology annotation, cellular component: glycosylphosphatidylinositol-N-acetylglucosaminyltransferase (GPI-GnT) complex. The record is from RefSeq and is a predicted model, not a curated record. Gene Ontology annotation, biological process: GPI anchor biosynthetic process.
AUGACAUUUAAAGAUUACGAAUUAGAGAUUACACCGAAGAUAGAUUUGGAUAAGACUAUCAAAGUUGAGUCUUUGAAUUUACUUAAGUUCACCAUUCGAAAUAAACGUCGUAGUAAGAUUGUUACUUAUCGAAUCCACCUUAUAUUGGUCUUAUUGGGGAUAUUUAUAAGUUAUUUAUUUCAACACCAAUCACGAUUAUGGGAGAUUGGAUAUGCCGAGACAUAUGAUAUGGUUCAGAUCAUGGACUCUAAUCGUGAUAUACUUGGAUAUACGGGAUUAUUUGUCAUUUCAUUGAUGAUUUUAUUAUUACGCCAAGAAUGUGAAGAUUCUUUGAUUAUUAUGAAAGGGAUUGGAAUUCAAUUGAAUAGUAAACGGAAUUGGAAAUGGUUAUUCAAUAAUAAUAAGUUUGAUUGUUUCAUUCCUGUUAAUAAUAUUAUUGAUUUAGUCAUCCAUGAAGGAUUUUAUAAUUAUGGUCAGGUUAUAUUUUAUUUAUGCAUCUUAACCAAGACCAACCAAAAGCAACAAAACAACAGCAAUACUAAAGUUGAAUUUGGUAGUACUGGCGGUAUUAGUACUACUAAUAGUAAUGAUAAUUUAAUUAAAGUGGUGUUUCCGGAAUUCUUACCUAGAAAGGAUAUUCUCUUACAAGUUUGGAAAUUAAGUAGAGAAUUAUUAUAUGGAGAUGUUAGAAGGUAUUGGAGACGUGUUCCAGGACAAGGGUUAAAACAAAUUUCAUAA